UGCCGGUGACGCCACACGCAUCCCGAAGGUCGUAAGCGCAGCCGAAGUCUCUCUGAUUGGACCAGACUCUUGAUAUCUGUCUUCGAUAUUAAAAAAAUCCGAGGAGGAUUUUUAACACUUAAAAGUUCAAAAAUGAAGUAUACAAACAAUGGUUUCAUGUACUUUUACAAUUGAUUCGUGAACUUGGCGACAGUUUCUUCCAUUGGCACGUCGUGUAUCGUCGUUUCACAAUUUACGUCACUGCUCGAUGACGUGCGAUGAGUUUCACGAAGGACGUAGUGACUGUCGCCGAUACUUCGAUGGAGGAGGAAAUGUUCGAGACUCAGUGGAGAUACGUCACUAAAGUCAAUUAAAAGUGAAACUCUUUAACUGGUGAAAAGUUCACGCCCCGCAGGAAAUCGCCGUCAGCUUUUUUUUACUGUGAACAAGCUGCAAUGAUAAAAGAGGCCCGGGUUAUGAUCAAUGGGAACAAAACCGUCGACGGGAUCGGAUCGCGACAAUAUUAUCUAUACGCGGUUCGUCGCGGUAACAGACUGCCUUCGCAACGACAACCGAGCUGUGGAGUCUCAUACAACCCCACUCUGCAUCAUUUUUUCUUUGCCUGCAACUGGAAAUUCUGCCCGAGACAUGAACACACAGUCGCUGGAUUAAUUUUGCCGUGUGCCGCCAAUUGUUACUUGUGGUGCAGAUCGAUUAUUAAUUUCCUGGGAAUCCUUGUAUGCAACGCUAAUUGAAGUGCAUUCGUUGAUGACCCAUUACGUUACCAUUAGAUUCCCCUAAUUCGUAUCUUCAUAAUUGUUACGUCGUAACAACAUAGAUAUACGUAUUUUCUGUAUACACUGUAAAAAAUUAAAAAACAGCAGAUAUAAAGCAGGGGAGAUUUCCUAAACUUGGAAAUACUCGAAGCGUUGUCUUCUGUAGCUGUAGCAAAUUUGUAUUGCAUGCGACCGUCGACAAGCAACCUCCGCCACCGUACCUUUCAUUAACCUGAAGAUAUAGUCUGUCAAAAUUUAACUUCUUAACAGAAUACAAAACAGUCGCUCGGUAAGUAAACGUACACUGUAUCCUACAAAUUUUAGUUAUUAAAGUGAUUUUCAAAUUAGCUAGUAGAACAUUUGCACCAACCCGAAAUAUUCGAACGGUUUUAAGUUAUUGUUCGAAGCGCAUAUUAAAAAUAAUACAAAUUUAACGCGCGCGUGAACAUAAUAAUCAAUUUUAGAACGAAACACAUAAUAGCUAGUCGCGAUAUCUUCAGGUAAAGAAACAGGACCAUAUCAGAUUUGAAUUUUUAUAGUAGCAACUAAUCAAUUAGAAACUUGUAAUAAACUUCGUGAUAGAAGAGAAGGCGCGAAUUAAUAAGAAGUAUUUAUGUUUUGUUGAGAAUUAUCUGUUGGCGUGAUGUAUGCGCAUGUAUGCAUACAUAAGUAGCGGAGAAACAUUGCAUCCUGUGAAGAAUUUCCAGGAAAUGAAUAAUCGCCACGGAAAAGUAUACUCAAUGUUUGAAUUUUUCAUAAUUUAGUUUAUUUAUUGCCAGCGAAAUUCGGUGAAGUAUAAUAUGUUUCUAGGUAUUCUGUAAUAUUACUAUAAUAUACAUUACUUUAUAUUCGAAGUAAAAGCAAAUUAAUUAUGAAAGUUGUUUUUGCACAUUUUUACCAGCCAAGUCAUAUUACUGGUUUACAAUUAUACUGUUUCAAAGCUUAUCUUGCGUGAAUAAUACGGGUCUUUAUUGCAUUACGGGCGCCAAUGAUCAGAAGUUAAUGUUAUAAUGAAAAAUAUAUUCUAUGGCAUAAACUUUUGAACGUAUAGAGAAUGUGACAAAUAUAUAUAUAUAUAUAUAUAUUUGUAGUAUAAAAGUUUAAAAACAUUUGUAUUUGUUUCUAUAUAUGAUCACGCGAUUCAGCCUCAGAUUACCAGUUUUUAAAGAGUAUUUUUUCUUUAUGCUCUAUAUGUGUUGUAACCUUUAUGAAUCAGCAGCAGAUAUAACACAUGUUAUACAAAGCUUGUUAAAACUCAAUCUUUUUAUACACGAAUAGAACAAAUUUUACGUGUUCUUUUAGUUUUGGUGGAAAAUUUCUCUAGCAAAAUAAUAUUACGAGUGAAAUGUAUUAAAACAAAAUAGUUAAUACAUAAAAAAUUAGUAUUCACUUAAAACUUAAUGUUCGUAGUAAGAUAAUAUCAUAUAAACUACAAUUAUAAUUGUAAUUACAAUUACUGAAUUUUUAAUUGAAAAAGUUUGUUUGAAAAAAGUAAAAUUAAGAAUAAAUUGAUACAAACAAGUAUAGUACAAUGUAUCAACGUAUUAUUCAUUUGUACGUACAAAUUUUUCGCAAUUUAAUGAUACCAUAUUCCUACAACAUCAUACGAAAAUGUUUCAAUAAAUAAUUGAAAAAAUUGCUAUUUUUAACAAUUUUAUCGUAUAUUGUAAUCACGAUACCUUGCGGCAGUUUGCUGAACUACUUAGUGAUAUUACCUUUCACUGGUCAUAUCUCCAUAGGUGAGAAGUUUUUGUUUCACUGUAUAUUUAAUACCGACAAGUUUAAAAAGCCUUUGGUUUUAAUAUCCUCUACACCAUAAAAGAGAUGAAGUCAGAAGACGAUUACACAUUUAGUUAUAUUUAACAGUUACAUUGGGAGAAUUAUAUAUAUUCAUUUGAAAAUCAGCAAAGAUUUUCAUUAACCACAAUAUGAAAUAUUAAUUCGAGUAAAAAGCAGAUUUUUUUAUGAUGUCGGUACUAUAGAUCCUGUGGAACACAAAACUCUGUAAGGUGAAUGAUCUAUUCCAUACUUCGUUUGUAAAUGUGUAUGAAAUUCAUAUUUUUACGAAAGCAGUUACUAUAAAUAGUUUAUAAAAGCAUAGAAAGAUUAACUUUCUUGAAAUAAUGUAUGGAUAAACUGUGUUUUCAAUCUGUUGAUAUGAUAUUUACAAUUUUUCGAACCUUCAAAUAUAAAACAAUUUGACACAGUUACAAGUGAUUUAAGUAAAUAUUAAAAAUUGUUAAAGGUAAUAAUGAGUGUAUAUAUUGUUUACCAUAUUUACAAAUAAAACUCAAUAUUAUAUUGAUACAUUACUCUACUUAUAAGAUAAAUUAAUUUACAAUUCAAAAAUGUUUACUUUACAAUUUGGACAAUGUGGAAAUCAAUUAGGCCAUGCAUUAUUCUCAAAGAUAUCAUCAGACAUGGACUGUGUAAAUACAGCUGUAUCUUAUAAUGCUAAUUAUCAAUAUUCAGAAGAUACAUUUACUAAAUGGUUUAGUGGCAUAUCUAAAGAAGGUAAACAUUUAGCAAGAGCAAUGCUUGUGGAUACAGAACAAAAAGUGAUAAAAAAGAUUUGUAACGAUAAGACAACACCGUGGAUGUAUUUGACAAAAAAUGUAAUUUGUCAGUCUGGAGGAGGAUGUGCCAAUAAUUGGGCAUAUGGUUAUAUGAUAAAAGGAAAUGAGUUAAAAAACGAAAUAUUUAAUUCUAUAAGGCAAGAAUUAGAAAAAAUAGAUCGUUUUGAUGGAUUUCUUUUACUUUUAAGUUCAUCAGGAGGUACAGGAUCUGGAAUUGGAAGUUUCAUUACACAAUUAUUACGUGACGAAUACAGAACAAAAUCAAUUAUUACCACAACAGUAUUACCAUUUUCAUUUGGUGAAGUAUGCACUCAAAACUAUAAUACAUUGUUUACAUUGGCAAAACUUUAUAACCAAAGUGAUAUGAAUAUAAUAAUUGAGAAUGAACAAAUACAUGAUAUAUGUAAGAAUUUACUAAACAAAUUUAAGACAAAUUUGAAUGACAUGAAUGAAAUUAUUUCAGAAAAGUUAUUGGCUAUCUUUCAACCAAUAAAUAAUACAAAAUAUAAUGUAACUUCAUUAGUGUCUCAGAUAGCAUCACAUCCUUCUUAUAAAUUGGCAACAAUUAAAAGCACUCCGCAUGUAUCUAAUGCAUCUUUAAAAUAUGAACCUAUUUGUAAUUGGAGUUCAUAUAUACACCACCUAAAACAGACACUUCGAAUACCAAAUUCAAAUUCUAAAUUGACUGAUGUUGAAUUAAAACUGCCUUCUAGUUCAUUAGGUACAACUAUGCAUCAUGUAUAUACAUGUUCAGUAUCAAAUAUCCUCAUAACACGUGGUACCAUGACUGAUGAUAAUUUCACUGUAACCAAUGAAUUUAAAGAUAAAUGUUUGUAUACAAACUGGAAUACAACCGAUUGUUUUACCCAUUUGCACCAAGAACAAAAAUUUUUAAAUCAUGACAAGUUUCUUGCUCUGCUUACUAAUAAUUCCCAAAUUUCCUGCCCUAUAGAUACAAUUUUAAGUAAGGCUUGGAAAUCUUAUAUUCAUGCUGCAUAUUUACAUCAAUACAAACGAUUUGGUUUAGAAGAAGAUGAUUUUUUACAAGCAUUUGCAGUAAUUGAAAAUGUUGUAAAAGAGUACAAGGACCUGAAAUAGAAAAAUAAUGAAAAUAUUGUACAAUGAUUUUAUUUUUAUGUUAUGCGU
Nomia melanderi (Alkali bee) is the source of this 4477-nucleotide messenger RNA. RefSeq names its product tubulin delta chain. Gene Ontology annotation, biological process: microtubule-based process. Gene Ontology annotation, molecular function: structural constituent of cytoskeleton; GTP binding. Gene Ontology annotation, cellular component: microtubule. Lineage: Eukaryota; Metazoa; Arthropoda; Insecta; Hymenoptera; Halictidae. The record is from RefSeq and is a predicted model, not a curated record.